Messenger RNA from Colletotrichum graminicola M1.001, 2070 nucleotides. RefSeq names its product pentatricopeptide repeat domain-containing protein. The transcript is spliced from 2 exons. NCBI's taxonomy places the organism in Eukaryota, Fungi, Ascomycota, Sordariomycetes, Glomerellales, Glomerellaceae. Gene Ontology annotation, molecular function: protein binding. Bases 1 to 1872 code for a protein of 623 amino acids. The record is from RefSeq and is a predicted model, not a curated record.
AUGUCUGGCUCUCGGGUUGUAUUUGAUGGCUUAUGGCGCUGCCUGUGCCCUUCUACUGAUGCAUAUGUAGCGGCUAGACUGCUCAAUUCCCCCAUUCUACCUCGAACAUCGAUUGCAACGGGCCACCGAAGGCAACCCGUCCGGCCCUCCCACACGCACGCUAUCCGCCCACAAUGUCGCCGAUACUCUACAGCCACGUCUUCCACACUACGUUCGGAAGACGAUGCAAGAGCGUUUGAGAAUGGCGAGGCAGUAGAAGGAAAUGCGACCGCUGGGGAAAUACGGCACGGCGCCACUUCGACCGACUCUGGACCCGGCGAUCCAAACGAACAGCUUCGAGCAGCGCCGUUAUCUGCCAUUUACGAGGCUUUACAGGUCUUGCAAGGCCAGCCAAAGACUUUUCAGAAAGUGACAACCUUCAUCACACACUUAGUUCAGUCUCGGAAUGCUGAGCUGGACUCCCAACUGUAUGAGCAUCUAGUAGUUGCGACGGCCGACGUUCAGGGUUCAGCAGCGAUGCUGGCCCAGUUGUUCGCCGAGAUGAAGCAGCUACAGCUCAAGCCGACCACCUUAAUAUGCCAUGCUGCAUUGGCUACACUCGCCGUACAUCCCGACUACUUGGUCCGAAACGAGAUCCUUGCCGCCAUGAAGCAGUCCUGGGCUGAGAUCAGCAUCGAAGGACAAAGCCACAAUGCCCUCGGUCUACUUCGUGAUGGACAGUUUGAAAUGGCGCUUGACGCACUAGAGGCUAUGAUUGACAAGCACGUAUCUAUCCCUUCGUGGGUUUACGAUAUCUUCAUAUUCGUGUUUGCCCAACACGGAUUCGUUGACGAAGCCAUCAAGCUGGCACACAGCAAGGUUCAUGCUGGAAGCGAAACAAGUCUCACAGUGUGGUAUAUGCUCUUGGACGCGUGCGCUCAGACGCAUCACUACGAAGGCACGAGGUACAUAUGGGGCAGGCUUCUGGAUACCGACAGGGAGCAUCUAUCAGAUGGUACACUACUCAAUGUCAUCAACACGGCCACGAGGCAGUACGACUACGAGCUUGUUACCAGCGCAUCCCGCCUGAUUACCCAAAGGGGUAGCAAGCUGUUUGCGCAUCACUACGAGGCCUUGAUUGAAUGCUACGGCGGCUCAGGAGACGUAGCAAGUGCUCUGCGUGUUCUCUGCAUCAUGUUCAAGGCCAUUUCCGUUGCGCCGUAUGCUAGCACGCGCUCGAUAUACUGCUGGAUCAAGAAUCACCCGGAGAGCAUUGACACUGCGCUCAGUACCCUGACGGAAUUGGUGCGCAGUUACAAGGUCCCGAUUGCAGCUCUCAACGUCCUCAUUGAAGCUGCAGUAGAUACCCAUGGAUAUGCAAAAGCCUUGGAGAUCUACCAAAACGCUCAUAAGUACACAGAGGCAACUCCCAACCAUGUCACAAUCCGAUACAUCCUGCAGGCGUGCGACGACAUGGAGUCUCUCAAAAGUUUGGUGGCGGAGAACCCAGAGCUGGCUCUCAAGGCGGAUCGGAAUGCCUUUGGCAAGGCCAUUUACGAGUACGCCGUAUCCAGUGACCUCGAUCUUGCCUAUAAGUGCAUAGAGCUGUAUGGCCAGGCUCCUGAAGGUGCCAAUGGCGAACCGCAUAGCAAGACGGAAGCAUGGAUUCCCAAAAGGACGCUGCUCACAGUCAUCAGGAAAUCUCUCGACGCGCAAGAUGAGCGCGUCUGGUGGUUGAUCGAGCAGGCCGAGCGCCGGAACAUAGAUGUCCAAUCUGGCAUCGCGAAGCUGAUGGCGUCUUUCGCGGAUGAAAUCAAGCGUAGCACAGGAUUGGCGCAAGAGGAUCGCGCUUUAGGCGAUGAUCUAGAGCCGCGGCAGCAUUCCACGUUAUGAGACUGGGAAAGGCCAUGCAGUACAGUUUGCCCGAGCUUGUUCUGCAUGCCGUUUCACCCAAGGAAAAUGCACCCCGGUGCAGAAUAUACCGCGAUAGUUGUACAGCACCACCUGUGGCCCAAAUCACUCAACGCCUCAUAUCCCAAUGUAUGCACAUACAAUACUGAUGCAUUGAGACGUGAUCUGUAUUUCUAAAAA